This is a messenger RNA of Aspergillus calidoustus, 1370 nucleotides long. The record is from the annotation of a GenBank genome assembly. NCBI's taxonomy places the organism in Eukaryota, Fungi, Ascomycota, Eurotiomycetes, Eurotiales, Aspergillaceae.
AUGAACGCACCGAUUGUUGUUGGCAUCGACAUGGGGACAUACGGCACUGCCGUCUCCUACUCAAAGCCUCUGAAAUCGAAUCCCAACCGUUGCGGGACGGUUUUCACAACAUCGCAGUGGCCAUCUGGCGGACCCGAAACCAAGGUCCCUACGCGAAUUGCGUAUAGAAACGAGAACCACGGACACUUUGGCUUUGGCAACGAUGAUUUCGUUUGGGGAUUUCGCGUCCAACCAGGCAUGACUGCCUCCUCUUGGUUUAAGCUGCACUACAACCGCGCUGCAGCCUUCACCGAGUACAGCGACCAAAAGAUGAAUGGGGGCCUGGAACCUGGGCCUAUAACGUGGCCCGAAGCCACGAUCAGUUCCUUCGAGACCGCCGUCAAGCGGGCCGGAUUCGGGCAAAGGCCCAUCGACCAGCUUGACGGGACCACUGAGCCCGUGGCCGCGAUGUACUACAUGGCACCAAAGUUGGCAACUCAAUUGAGGGUGGGGGAGGGAGUGGUGAUAUGUGAUGUUGGAGGUGGCACCACCGAUAUUUGCAGCUUCCGAAUUACUGGCAACGGCGCCCGCUUUCAAUGGGAGGCGAUCCAGACGAACCACGUGGGAGGUCGGUGUGCAGGUGCUGCAGUGGACUGCCACCUGUACCGUCUGCUUGUUGAGCGCUUUGGCCCUGCGUUCCAAAACCUGCCAAUUGCCCUAAAGGCUCCCGGCAGCGCCUUGAUGAAUGCUUCUGAAGGCGUUAAGCGGGACUUUGCUGAAGGAUCGGGGGAGCCCCGUCAGUUACCCUUGCCCAUGGACCCGGGGUUGCUGCCAAACAGCCCUUACUACGACAGCAGCCGCGGGUUGAUACGUAUCACCCGGCAGGAUCUUUACGACUGCUUUAACCCGGUCAUAAACGAGAUCAUCAAGCUAGUCAAUCUCCAAUUUGGACUGACCGAGAUGCAAGCCCCCUCGCUCAACAUCCGCCGGCUCGCUUUCGUCGGCGGGCUACUUAACUCCAGUUAUGUACGCGGCAGACUGGGCGUCGCGUUCCAGAACCGACCCCUACUUGAAGUUGUGAUCCCUGACCAGCCGUACGUCUGCUUCCGCCUCGUCUUGUCCAAACGCUCAUCUUUCCACAGCCAGCUUGCCGUUACCAAAGGUGCUGUCCUAUACAAGACGGUCAACUGAGGCACUCGGUAGGUGGAGUGUCGCUUGUGUCACGGUCAGUGUUGGGUUCCCGUUCAAGUUGUCGCAAACUCCUGCCUCUCCGUGGUCUUGUUUCGUCGCUGCCAAUGGUUCCUUGUUAAAUGGCGUCGUACCGCAAUGCGCCAAGGCAUUCGCAGUCUAGCUGUUAGAGACCUGAACACGUUCGUUGAUCGUUUUGCUCA